This is a messenger RNA of Pistacia vera, 1023 nucleotides long. RefSeq lists its product as uncharacterized. The record is from RefSeq and is a predicted model, not a curated record. The transcript has a single exon. Lineage: Eukaryota; Viridiplantae; Streptophyta; Magnoliopsida; Sapindales; Anacardiaceae. Bases 1 to 1023 code for a protein of 340 amino acids.
AUGCCAAGAACUAUUAUUCCAAUGGAGAAAACCACCACGAUUAUCAGAACUUCAGUCUAUACUUUCUUGCAAAACUAUCAAUACUUCACAACUACUGUUGCAUUUCUUGCCUUUCCUUUUUCUGCUUCGAUUCUAGUCUCUCAAGUUUUUCUUACUUCUUCUUCUUCUUCUUCUUCUUUAUUGCCAUCCAUUUAUAAUCGCCUCAAGACUUUGUUUCAAGCUGCAGGCUUCCCUCCCUCUUCAGAGUUUUUCACUAUUCUCAGUCUCAAGCUCUCGCAAACUCUCUCUUCUUCAAUCUUUACUCUUCCUUUCACCCUCACCUUUUUACUCCUCGCGAAAGCUUCCAUAAUUCAAGCCUUGAAACAACACCACCAUAAAGUAUCAUCUUCGCCGCCUUCUUUUUCUUCCAUUUUUUCGCUUUUUAAUCCUCUGUUUUUUACCCAUAUAUGCAACUCUUUCCUGAUCCUCUCCGCCAACGCCACAGUCUUUGCUGUCUUCUUCUUCGCCUUCAACUUUCUCGAAGGAACCCGUUUCUCUUCUUCUCCGAAUUGGCUCCUCUUCUUGUCAGCAACAGGAGCAGUUCUAUAUUCAAUUGUUCUUGCAAACGCCCUCAUAAUAUGCAACUUAGCAUUGGUUAUUUCCGGGAUGGAGAAAACAACCGGAUAUAUGGCGAUUCUUAAGGCUUGUGUUCUUAUAAGAGGAAGAACUUCAACAGUACUUUCACUAGCUUUACCUGUAAACUUACUCCUGGCGGGUAUCGAAGCCUUGUUCCAAUACCGAAUUCUAAGAGUAUAUCAUCAUGGUAGAAUUCCUGACCUUUCGAUGGGUUCGGAGGGAGUGUUAAUCGCUUACUUGUAUUCAAUUUCUGUUGUUCUUGACACUGUUGUGAGCUGCAUAUUCUAUAAAAGCUGCAAGACAAGUUGCUUGAUUGAACAAGAAGGGAGAUACUCAUAUCAGAUCGAAAUCGCAGAAGGAGAAACAGGUGAUUAUGUGAGUGUAAAGAAUAUUGAAGAACUUCCAUAG